Aricia agestis (brown argus) is the source of this 527-nucleotide messenger RNA. RefSeq lists its product as uncharacterized. The transcript is spliced from 4 exons. The record is from RefSeq and is a predicted model, not a curated record. The coding region runs from base 17 to 526 and encodes 169 amino acids. NCBI's taxonomy places the organism in Eukaryota, Metazoa, Arthropoda, Insecta, Lepidoptera, Lycaenidae.
UCUCAAUACUUAGAAAAUGUUUGUGCCCCAUGUGAAACGGUGUUGUUUCUGCCUACCUCUACGUUCUGGAAUAAUUCUUUUCGCCUACGUCAAUAUUAUAUUUUCGGUGUUGUCAGUGGCAUGCCUGGUGAUGACGACGGAACUGCAGAAGGUGUCGAUCACCAACGACGCCUCCGUCGAGGUGGUCACCUCCACGGUUCUGUUCAGCAUCCUCGGCAUGGGAGUCAUACUUAACUUCUUACUCCUUAUUGCUGGGUAUCAGAAGGACAUUUGUAUGCUGCGCCUGUACAUUGCGUAUUUGAUGGCGACAAUGCUGGCGGCAUUAGUGCCGAUAAUAAUAUUGCUGUCGCGGAAGAUUUUUAUCGAAGUCACUAUCGCCUUGAUCGCUUUAGCAUUACAGUUGUACGUAAUCAUCCUGGUGAGGAGUGAGGUGAUCAAGUUGGAGGAGGAGGGGACUGCCCUGGACGAGAGACCAGUGGACUACCAGGACCAAGUGGAGAUACAAGACUGUGUUACGCUGUUGUAAA